Messenger RNA from Symbiodinium necroappetens, 2688 nucleotides. The record is from the annotation of a GenBank genome assembly. Lineage: Eukaryota; Dinophyceae; Suessiales; Symbiodiniaceae.
AUGCCUUGUGCCCAGGGCAGCCAGGCCGAGUUCCUUCCAAGCGGAAACGAGCUCCAGGACCUCUUCAUCGAGGACUCGUCCCAGAAGCUCCUGCCAGCACUCAUGACCUUGGACGUGUCAGACUGCCCUCUCAAUGGUCCUGUGGAAGACCUCCUCGUGCCGCUGGCGGCUUCAGGGCAACUCACCCGCCUGCACGCCAAGCGUGCCAACCUCUCUGGGCAUUUGCCAGACAUAGCUUGCAUUAAGGAUGCAAGAGUAGAUGGCAAAGUCUAUGCUGAGUACCGCGGACUUCCCUUGUCCAAGUCGCUGGAAGCGCUAGACCUCUCGGGUAACAAGAUUACCGGUGCGGACGCCCUGAGGGUGCAGACGUACAUCUCAUUGGCCAACAACCCACCGAUUACGUUCGCAACUGGUACUUUACAGAGUGCCCUCAAGAAGAACCUUCAGCUGGACCUAAGUGGCACGGCCAUCACAAACAUGCGGGAUAUCUCACGUCUCUUUGAGACAGGCGCCUUGCGGAUGACAGCGCAGACAACCUCGACAAAUGCCACUGGCGGUUACAGCUGCCACGACGUGACGUCGAGCUCACUGAAAAUCAGUUCCCACCUAUUUUGGCCACAAGGCCUAUGUGGCUGCAUUGCAGGAUACGAAGGCAGCGGCACCGACUGCAGUGAGUGCGCCAACAACAGCUUCAAUGAUGCCUUCAACAGCUCUUGCCGUCGCUGCCCGGCAGACAGCACCGCCGGCAAAGGCACUGCCUCCAUCGAUGGCUGUCGGUGUGACCUGGGCGCUCUCCGUACCUGUCUAGACUGCUUGUGCCGCAACUUCGUCAUGAGGGUUCUGCAGGAGGGCGCCUGCGAAGACUGCAGCGAACUCCACCUGGACAGCCUACAUACCGCAUACCUCUCUCGUGAUUCUCGUGACUGCCCUGUCGGAAGCACCGUGGAGACGGCGAAGCCUAAGGUGGGCUACGCGCGGCUGGUCCGUCAGGCUUCCGUGGUUUUCAGGUGCUUGGAUCCGGCUGAGGAGCGGUGCAAUGCUUCAGGGAGCCCUGACCUGGGCUGCACGGCCGGUGGCUACGAAGGGCCUCUCUGCAUCGCCUGCUCGGAGGGCUACCGCAGCCGCUCCCGCCAGUGCAUCAAGUGUGAUGCGACUUCCGACACGCGUGGGACCGCAGCCGGCGUCGCCAUAACGGCUGCAGUGGUAGCGGUGGUGGCAGGUGGCAUCUACUUCUGGAGGAGCCGUGCUGCGGAUUCAGGGCCGGCGGACGCAGCGCCCGUGCCGCAGAGCGUCUUGCAGCCGUUGCUUCUUGCCCAGGGCCCUGUGCUGCUCCAGCUGUUCCAGCUGUGGGGCGUGCUGCUUGGCCACAUCGUGGGGAUCGUUCCUCAAGGCUGGUGGCCCUGUCCACGCGCAGGGACCAAGGAGGUGGUGGAGGCUCUGGAGGUAGUGGAGGAAUAUGUGCAGUGGCUGCAGAUGACAGCAAAGGGCCUCCGCGAUGCCAUGAGCUUGGAGUGUGCGUACGGCAGGAGCGCCCAGACCUUCAGCGCUUUGGCUUCGCCCUGCAUCCCGCUGCUGCUGCUGGCACUGUGCAUGCCUUUGGAGGCGGUGCGGCAUGGAGCCGGCACGGAGCCCGGCGUCAGCUCGGCCCUGAAGUUGCUGACGGCACUCUUCAUCGGGGAUGGCGAGUCCUUGCUGAAGCAUGCCUUCCGCGUGGCCUUGCCGCUUGUGAAGUGCGACGCGAGGGGCGGAGAGGCAGCCUGGGCGGACGGCGUGGGCAUGACGUGCGCGGUGAUGUAUGGACUUGUCAUUCCGGGGCUGCUGCUGCGCUUCGCCGGGGCCGCAGAGGAUGAAGGUGACUUGGUGAAGGUGAGGGUGGAGCCCUUGUGGCGAACGGUGUCGGCGUCGGCAGAGGAGCAGGAGUCAUCGAAGCAUCUCAUGGCUGCGACUGCGGCACAUUGUGUGCUCUUUUCAGGGCGUGUGCGCCUGCAGCUUCAGAAGAGCCACGUGAUCCUCCAAUCAGUGGAGUCAAAGAGGGAGCAGGACAACGCAGUCUUCGAUGCUGCUUCCAUGCAUCAAAGCAACUACGGUGACAGGGAGCGGAUUAGUUUCCUUGCGGCCUGGACGGUCUGCCUCGAUCCUGAGAGCAAGGUGACCUCGGCAACCUUGGACGCCGCCUUUGGAGGUACGAGCGAUGCAGACAUGCGGCGCUGCCAGUCGAUGACAAGGAUGUUGACGGAACGCUGCAUCCUGGAGGAAGCGAUGAUUCGUGACGUCUGGUUCGAAGUUGCCAUGAAGCUCGUGGCUGUCAUCCUGGUUGCCGUAGCCUCCACCGAGAGCGGCCUCAAGCUGACUUUGUGCUUCACGCUCGCGACGGCCAUUGCCGUUGGCACUCUGCAGCCCUACAGACAGCGCCAGGUCAACGACCUGCAGUGCUUCUGCUUCGUUUGUCUGGCUGCGGCUUCCAUCGGCUUCGCCGAGGGGUGGGUGGCCCUGGCACGCGGAGCGCUGGCCGCGCCGUUCGUCCUGGCUGGCGCGCAGGUCUUACGCCCAGGCCAGACUGGCCAGACUUUCUGCGGUUGGCUCAUCCUGUCCUAUGGCCUCGAUGCGCUGGCACUGCGCCUGUUCAAGGAGGUGGAGCAUCACUGGCCCGCUUUGGAGCGGGAGGAGUCCGUGGAGCUCUUGGUGUAG